AUGCCCAUACUCGUCGUCACUGGCAGGCCACAAAUCCGGAACAGCAAGAGAAGUCCAGGAUGGCGGGCAAUGCCUGCCCGGGAAAAGGACUGGGGACACGGGCUUCGAGGGCGGCGGUCGUUGAUGGCCCGAGAAGUGAACAUAGCGUAUUGUAAUGUAGUGUAUUGGUAUUUAAAACAGCUGAAAAAUAAACAAUAUCCGUUCGAGUCGUUCUUGUGUGUAUUGACUAUUGGUCAUUGUGCGUUUAGAUCCCGGUGUGUGCAGACGUCGACAUACUUUCGAAACAUUUAUUCUAAGUAUUCGAAUUUUCGUACCUUCUAA
Molecule: messenger RNA, 321 nt
Organism: Cinara cedri
Lineage: Eukaryota; Metazoa; Arthropoda; Insecta; Hemiptera; Aphididae
Source: the annotation of a GenBank genome assembly